AUGCAGUCUAUGAUCAUCUUUGCCGCGGCUUUAUGCCUUGCCCAAGCAUCAUACUACGCUGGUGCACCCGCGCCAGUUCAACUCAGUUCAGAUGGAAAAUAUGUGCUUGACACACCAGAAGUAGCACACGCCAAGGCCGCACAUUUAGCUGCGCAUGCGCAGGCUUCCACGUCCCACGGUGCGUGGGCGCCCGCCGCGUACGCAGCUGGACCAGCGUAUGGUGCUGGCGCGCACUACGGUGCCCCUGGUGCUGGUCUCUACAAAUACGGACCCGCUCCCCUGGCUCAUGACGGCCGUGUGGUCGACACCCCCGAGGUAGCCCACCUGAAGGCGGCUCGUCUCGCAGCCCUCAACAACGCCCACGCUAACGCCGCUCAUGGUACCCCAGUCGCCGCCUACGCCGGUCAUGGCGCUGGUUACGGAGCGGGAUACGGAGCUGGAUACGGCGCAGGCUACGGAGCCGGCUACGGCAAAUGGAACGGCCCACUCGCCCACAUCCAGCUCACCCACGACGGACAAUACGUAGUCGACACCCCUGAGGUACAACAUGCCCGUGCCGCCCACUUCCACCAAUUCGCGGCCGCCGCCCAGGCGGCAGCUUCCGCCCCCGAAGAGCCAUGGGGUGCCCACGGUGCCCACGGCGCCCACGGCUGGCACUAA
Molecule: messenger RNA, 660 nt
Organism: Leptosia nina
Lineage: Eukaryota; Metazoa; Arthropoda; Insecta; Lepidoptera; Pieridae
Source: the annotation of a GenBank genome assembly